CGCGUUCCCACACCCCUCCCCUAAACGUCGGUGGGCAUCAGUGACGUGCGUCUGGGGUUCAUGUUUAUGUCUGUCAGGUUUCCAAUUGGGCGCCGACUAGAUGUGUGAUGAGCAUCCGCGCGCCGUGGGCGGGAGCACUCAUGUUUAUAACCCACAGUACGCGCGCCGUGGGCGGGAAGAAGACUUGGAUUGAGAAAGUAGCGAUUCGAGAGUGAGGACGCGCGCGGCAGCGGCGGGCGGCUGUUGCUGACAGGAGCUCGUGGAGGAGGCGCGGCUUCCACUGCCCCUCCACAUAAACAGCUGUAUGGACGACCACCUUAGCCUCCUCCACUCGCCUCCGCCUUCCUCGAGCAAGCACCGGGGCAAUAACCUCGUGAACCACGGAUACACCGAAAACGAGCAGGACAAUAUGACAAUUGUUGCUUGCGACAACAUGCUGGAGGAGUCGGCGGCGCUGCCCGGGCACCAGUCGCUCGAGCGCUACGAGCCGGACCACGAGUGUUGCGAGAGAGUUGUCAUCAAUAUCUCGGGCUUGCGAUUCGAGACGCAGCUCAAAACCCUGGCCCAGUUCCCCGAGACCCUGCUUGGCGACCCCAAAAAGAGAAUGCGCUACUUCGACCCUCUCAGAAACGAAUAUUUCUUUGACAGGAAUCGCCCGAGCUUCGAUGCCAUUUUGUAUUACUAUCAGUCAGGUGGGCGCAUACGGAGACCCGUGAACGUGCCCAUUGACAUUUUCUCCGAAGAGAUACGGUUCUAUGAGCUCGGGGAGGAGGCCAUGGAGAAAUUCCGUGAGGAUGAGGGCUUUAUAAAAGAGGAAGAGCGUCCUUUGCCCACCAAUGAGUUUCAGCGACAGGUGUGGUUGCUGUUUGAGUACCCGGAGAGCUCGGGUCCCGCCAGGGGCAUCGCGAUCGUCUCCGUGCUGGUCAUUUUGAUAUCAAUCGUUAUCUUUUGUCUGGAAACGUUACCCGAAUUUCGCGACGACAAACACGAGAGGAUGAUCGCCCCGCAUGUGAACGGAACUCUCCCGUACUUCACGAGUCCCUUCUCAGACCCGUUCUUUGUCGUCGAGACUCUUUGCAUCAUCUGGUUCUCUUUCGAACUGCUCGUCAGGUUCUUCGCGUGCCCGAGCAAAGCCACGUUCUCCAAGAACAUCAUGAACAUUAUUGACAUAGUGGCCAUUAUACCCUAUUUCAUCACGUUGGGGACGGAGCUCGCUGAAAGGCAAGGGAACGGUCAACAGGCGAUGUCCUUGGCUAUUCUCCGGGUCAUCAGACUAGUGCGCGUGUUCCGGAUAUUCAAACUCUCGCGGCACUCGAAAGGACUCCAGAUUCUGGGGCAAACGCUCAAAGCCAGCAUGCGCGAGCUGGGCUUGUUGAUAUUCUUUCUCUUCAUCGGCGUCAUCUUAUUCUCGAGCGCUGUCUUCUUCGCUGAAGCGGACGAUCCCGACUCGGGCUUCAGCAGCAUCCCUGAUGCGUUCUGGUGGGCGGUUGUAACCAUGACGACCGUGGGAUACGGCGACAUGCACCCGGUCACAAUAGGGGGCAAAAUCGUGGGCUCCCUGUGUGCGAUUGCGGGCGUGUUGACUAUCGCUCUCCCAGUGCCAGUCAUCGUGUCCAAUUUCAACUACUUCUACCACCGAGAGACUGAAGGAGAGGAACAGGCGCAGUACCUGCACAUCGGCAGCUGUCAGCCUCUGUCCUCCUCCGAGGAGCUGAAGAAGACGCGCAGCACCUCGUCGCUCAGCAAGUCGGAGUACAUGGUCAUCGAGGAGGGCAUCAACAGCGCCUUCAAGCAGCCCAACUUCCCCGCGCAGAACGACCAGAACUGUGUGAACAUUAAGAAGAUGUUCACAGACGUCUAGGCUUCCUAGACGCGUGUCUGCGCGAUAUGGCAACCCUGUUGGUUAAUG
Messenger RNA from Rhinichthys klamathensis goyatoka, 1909 nucleotides. Its product is annotated as potassium voltage-gated channel subfamily A member 3. Gene Ontology annotation, molecular function: delayed rectifier potassium channel activity; protein binding. The record is from RefSeq and is a predicted model, not a curated record. The coding region runs from base 305 to 1861 and encodes 518 amino acids. Gene Ontology annotation, cellular component: membrane; voltage-gated potassium channel complex. NCBI's taxonomy places the organism in Eukaryota, Metazoa, Chordata, Actinopteri, Cypriniformes, Leuciscidae. Gene Ontology annotation, biological process: potassium ion transmembrane transport; protein homooligomerization. The transcript has a single exon.